Messenger RNA from Anolis sagrei ordinatus, 171 nucleotides. Lineage: Eukaryota; Metazoa; Chordata; Lepidosauria; Squamata; Anolidae. The record is from RefSeq and is a predicted model, not a curated record.
GAAGAGGAGGAGGAAAAGAGGGAGAAGAAGGGGGAAAGGAAGGAGAGAGAGAAGAAAGGAGGAAAGGAGGAAGAAGAAGAGGAGAAGGAAGAAGAGGAGGAGGAGGAGGAAGAGGAGGUAGCCUGUGAUGUAAGGAGGGAAAGACUCUGUGUUAUUGAUGUUGUUAAUUAG